This is a messenger RNA of Sordaria macrospora k-hell, 303 nucleotides long. RefSeq lists its product as uncharacterized. The record is from RefSeq and is a predicted model, not a curated record. NCBI's taxonomy places the organism in Eukaryota, Fungi, Ascomycota, Sordariomycetes, Sordariales, Sordariaceae.
AUGAACAAGUGGUUCGUCCCAAAGGGUGAUGACUCCAAGGUCCUCAUCGGCGAGCCCGUUAAUAACCAAGUCGACGUCGGUGCCGCCGUCCGCAAGGGCGAAGACGUCGAAGUGACCGUCUACUCCGGCACCUCCGUUCUUGACGCCGGUUCUCCUACCGGCAACAAGGCCACCAUCGGCCGUAUUCUGUCUCCCGUUACUGCCCAAGAGGCUGGCACCAUCCGCUGCAUUGGCUUGAACGUGAGCUCCUCCCGCCCACAACCUCUCUCUACACCACCCAAGGUGCUUAGAUUUUGGAGCUAA